GAAUCGAAGCUAACGUAAAGGUUUCUCAACUUGAACAUAAACUAUAAAAGAAAAGAUUAUUGCUUCAAAAUUUUCACUUCACAUUUUCAAUUGAGGAGGAAGAAGAAGAAGCAGCAACAACAAUAACAUGGGCAGAGGAGGGUGUAUCAAUGGACAACUGGAUACAACAUUGUAUGCUUCACCUGUGCCUUUGAUUGGCCUUUACAUCGCAGGUGCAACACUGGUAUGCUUCUUUUGUAUGACUUUUGAUUUGGUAUAUGGAUUCAUUAGAAAGAAACCAUUUCUGCCUUGUAAAUUGUUUCCUUUGAACUCAUUCACUCUGACGGUACUGGCAGUAGCUACAAAAAUCCCACUUGAUCUGACCACAUCCAUGCCUAGAGCUGAGGAUCAACUCUCCAAGCUCACGGGCACAGCAUUGUUGUGCACCUCACUCGGGUUUUAUAUGCCCUCGUUGGGAACUAUGGGCACAUCCGAACGCUUUGGCAAUAUGGCAGCAUUGAGCGUGACGGUGAUUACUAUGGUUGUUAACGUGUGUGUACAAAUGGGCACGGGUGUGAUCUAUGCUUUUACAGUAGAACACAUUAUUAUCUUGGUCUGCACCUUAUUAUUGCUUUUGUUCAUGUGGUCAUCUACUAUAGCGUUUAGAGGCCAAAGAGAGCCUGAUACUCCCGUCGUAGUAGGGAAUCUAUAUUGCAGAUCUUAAACGAGUCAUUUGAAAUGAUUUAUUACAUCGACCAGAGGACCACUGAUACUCCCAGCGUGCACGAUAAAACAAGAUGGACAGCAGCAAAGGAUGUAUGGGUACAAUGGGAGAAUCCCCACCAUUGGUUCCGAACUAAGAUCAACUCACUUGUAUUCAAGAAGGAAUCCAAGGAAUAUUCCGAGUUAGAUCAGCUACAUCAUGCCCUUAGGGAUGCCUAUGAAGUUAUAAAACAAUCCAAUUCUGUUUGGCAACUAACAUAUGGUUUGUCAUUGGCUAAAAAGCACGAGACUCUGGUUGGAACUGAAUUUCUAAUCAUUUUUGAAUUCUUACUACAAGAGCUGAAGCAGUCUGAUCCGGAUAAAGAUGUAUUUGAUUUCUUAGAAAAGUGUUUUGCAGAGAUGCUCUAUUUUUUCCUCUUUGGCCUCCCACGGGCCAUACUGAAGGAGAUCGAUGUAGAUGAUCCAACUGAAAUAGGUGAAGAAAGAGUGAAAAAAGCCUUCAAGUUCUUUUGUAAACUUGAGCAAUUAAAGAACACAAUCGAAUGGUCAUGGCCAGCUGAGAAAUUUGAACCUGAAAGUCAAGCAAAUGAUGUUGUCCACUCUAAUUCUUCUCUUGUAGUUGCGGCUCCUGAUUGUAUUUAUUCAGAAGUUGAGGCACCUAACGUAUCAAACGCCGUUGUCGUUGAUAGAAAGGUUGGCAAUAGUGAUGUUUCCCUUGCUGUUGUUGCUGCUACUUGUGCUGCAGAGGAAGAUGAAGAAGACGACGAUGAUGAUGAUGAUGAAAUUAAAGAAAUUGGGUCUGACGAGAUUGUUUGAAUGACAAUGUAUGAUGUGCAUAGGAGUCAGAGAUCAAACGUAUACUGGAAAGAUUGGAUUACAAAUCGCUCAAGAACCAAGGAUGGGAAGAUAUUAGUCUGGACUGACUAUGAGGAGGUGGCAGAAUGAAUGAGGGAUGGAGGGAAAUCUUCUUGGCAUUGGGAUUUAUUUGUGUUAUUGUAUGACGUUUAUAUAUUAUCUCUAUUUUUUUUUUUUCUUUAGGGGUAGAAAUAACUUAUCUCUGUACUUAAGUCUUUUAGUUUGCUGAGGAACAUGGUUCCAUGUGGUUUGAGGAACCUGGUUGGUUUUCACAGUUUGCAGGAAACCUUUGUUGAUUGAUUAGAUGUGGUUUUGCUUUCUUUGUUGUAUUGGUGGUCUAUGAAACAGGGAUGAUGAGAUGCCAAGUUGAGUUAGAAGCUGAUUGAAC
Macadamia integrifolia is the source of this 1945-nucleotide messenger RNA. RefSeq lists its product as uncharacterized. The transcript has 2 exons. NCBI's taxonomy places the organism in Eukaryota, Viridiplantae, Streptophyta, Magnoliopsida, Proteales, Proteaceae. The coding region runs from base 718 to 1518 and encodes 266 amino acids. The record is from RefSeq and is a predicted model, not a curated record.